CUGUGCUGGUACUGAUAAUUGACACAGAGCAGCUGUCAUGUCAGCUAUGGGGAGCAUACAGCAGAGAAACCUACGCUAUUUGGCCCUUGUCUUUUUCCUCCUGACCGCUUCUUCACCUGCUGCAGAGAGCCUCUCAAAGCCCAGCAUCUCCAUGAAUCCUGCUGGUGAGGUUACCUGGGGUCAGAACGUCAGCAUCACUUGUUCCAUCUCAAUACAGGUUCAUUUAGACGGAACAUUCAUCCUGCAGCAGACCUCAGGCUCAUUCAGAAAGACCCAAACAUCAAGUACCAACUCUGCUACCUUCAUUAUACCUAAAGUGAACUUUGAUAAUGAAGGAUCGUACCAGUGUCAGUAUCAGACAAGUGUUUCAAGACGAGACUUCAGCUCCCCUUUAAGUGACUCUGUCAGACUCUCUGUUACUGGUGUUCAGAUCAGACUAGCUGGGUCCGGGUCUACUCAGUGCUCUGGGAGAGUUGAAAUCUAUCACAACAACACCUGGGGAACAGUCUGUGAUGACAGCUGGGACUUAAAUGAUGCUGAGGUGGUGUGCAGACAGCUGGGCUGUGGUGGAGCACUGAGGACUGCUCAGUCGACCCAUUUUGGUCAAGGAACCGGUCAAAUCUGGCUCGAUGAUGUGGCCUGUUCAGGAAGUGAAAGGUCUCUAACUGAGUGUCGGCACAGAGGAUUUGGGUCACACGACUGUAACCAUGGUAAGGAUGCUGGUGUCAUCUGUUCAGAGAGCCUCUCAAAGCCCAGCAUCUCCAUGAAUCCUGCUGGUGAGGUUACCUGGGGUCAGGACGUCAGCAUCACUUGUUCCAUCUCAAUACAGGUUCAUUUAGACGGAACAUUCCUCCUGCAGCAGACCUCAGGCUCAUUCAGAACGACCCAAACAUCAAGUACCAACUCUGCUACCUUCAUUAUACCUAAAGUGAACUUUGAUAACGAAGGAUCGUACCAGUGUCAGUAUCAGACAAGUGUUUCAAGACGAGACUUCAGCUCCCCUUUAAGUGACUCUGUCAGACUCUCUGUUACUGUGAGACUUCCAAAGCCCAGCAUCUCCAUGAAUCCUGCUGGUGAGGUUACCUGGGGUCAGGACGUCAGUGUCACUUGUUUGAUCUCAACUCAGCAUUUAGGUGGAACAUUCCUCCUGCAGCAGACCUCAGGCUCAUUCAGAAAGACCCAAACAUCAAGGACCAACUCUGCUACCUUCAUUAUACCUAAAGUGAACUUUGAUAACGAAGGAUCGUACCAGUGUCAGUAUCAGACAAGUGUUUCAAGACGAGACUUCAGCUCCCCUUUAAGUGACUCUGUCAGACUCUCUGUUACUGUGAGACUGCAGCCGCCCAGCAUCUCCCUGACGUCUCCUAACAGAGGUUCAGAGGUCACCAGGGGUGACAGCUUUGUCUUCACCUGCUCCAGUUCCUCCCACUAUCCCACUGGUGUUUUCUUCCUCAUCUUCUCUGGCUCCAACAUCACUGACCCCAAGCCAGCAGUCAACCACUCAGCCUCCUUUAACUUCCCUGCUGCUGAGUACGAACACCAGGGCAACUACAGCUGUGUGUAUGAAGUCACAUGGUCUACACGGAAAUACACUUCUCCCACGGCUGCACCAGUUAGUGUCCUCAUCAAAAUGCCUUUGUUGCCGCUGGUUUCCUCAGUAGCAGGUGGGGGUCUGCUGCUGCUCCUGCUGGUCUUGGUGGUUUGUUUGGUUGUCAGGAGAAGACGACGAGCCAAGCAGCCAGAAACCCUCGUCCAAACUCAAUUGUCUGUCAGAGGCAGCAACCAUUUUGAAGAUGAUGAGAAGGAGGAGGACUAUGUGAAUGUUGAUUCAGUAUGCACCAAGGGGAAACUCAAAGAGGAAACAGGGAGAGGGGAAGAAGAGGAGAGUGAUGAUGACCAUGAUUAUGAGGAUGCUGGCCCCAAUGCAAAUUCUAUAAAGGACACAGUGAUCUGUUCCAGUGUAAAGGACAACAGAGAAGAAGAACAAGCAGAAGAAAAAGAAGAAGAAAGCAGUGAUGAUGAAGAUCAUGAUUAUGAGGAAGUUGGCCCCGAUGCAAAUUCUAUAAAGGCCACAGUGGUCUGUUUCAGUGUAAACGACAACAGAGAAGAACAAGCAAAAAAAGAAGAAAGCAGUGAUGAUGAAGAUAACUAUGUAAAUGUAACCCAGCCAUUUGUUGAAGAAAAUGUGGACAUUUAUGGAGAAAAUGAAGAUUUAGAUAUAUAUUAACUACCAUCCACUGUGCAAAACAUGUGCAUAUCAUCUUUCUUUGUCGUCCAGGUGCUGAGACCAAAAACUGAGUCUGUCCUCCAAGGGCUCGCAGCACUCCCAUUAAAAUGUUUAGCAGCCUAAACUAAUGACAUUCCCAUCAAAAUCAGGUGUACUUUGGUUAGUGCUAAUUAGUGCAUGUUAACAAAGUGAACUAAAUGAAAAUAGUGAACAUGGUAAACUCUAUACCAGCUAAACUUCAGCAUGUCAGUGUGCUGUGGUUAGCAUUUAGCUCACAGCAGCCUCACAGAGCCAUGAGUGUUGCUCACAAACUCUUAAUCUGGUUAUUUCUUAACACUGGGAAAAGUAUGUUUGUAUUUUGUCAUCUGACAAAGAGCCAAUUUAGGCUCUUAUGACUCCAUGUGGUCAAUAUGAGCCCAACACCAAAUAUGGCCCCACCAGGAGAAUAAUGAACCUUUUUUAAGAUUUAGAUGUUUUAUCCUACACAUAAUAUAUUAAAGGAGUUAUAUGUAUGUUUUUGAUGUUAAUAAAUCAAAUUUUCAUUGCCUUAUUGUCAAUGGGUUCAAAACUCACUCAGAAAUGAAGCACUUGCCUGUUUUCUCCGUUGCUUGCAUAAGUGACUAUUCUGCUUUUAAUGCAGUUGCUAAUGUUAUCCAGUGCAAAGUAGUAUCACUUUCCAUAUUACUUCACCAAUCUCGUGACACAAUCUCGUUAUAAUAUUCAGUCCAGGCUCACUAACCGUUUCAUUAUCAUCCAAUACAUUUAGCUACGCUGACAUUGCUGGACCUCCGGUGGAAAGAUAGGAAAGAUAGUUACUGAAAGCAGCAGGCUGUAGCUGUUAUUUAGUCUGUUGUGUUUUGGGGUUCUUUCCUGUCUGUUAUGAUUUAGAUUUUGGAACCUGUCUGCCUGGUGUUAGUUAUUUACCUCUCCUUGUUUGGUUGUUUUAUGUCUGUUUGUUCGGUAGAGGCGGAAGAGAGCCACAUGUUUAAUAGUGGCUUUUUUCGUUCACCGUCUACAGCAGAACUGUGACAACAGCUGCUCUACAGUGACGUAAAAGUCGCAUCAAUUGCGGAGUGUCCAGAUUCAGGUCGCAUUAAAAAAGAUCCAAUCUGUAUAGGAUUUGGACGACAUAUGGAAGUGGCCCAAUUCUGAACUGGAAAAGAUCAGAUUCCUGUGACUUGGACUGUUCACACUGCAAUAAAUAUAUCAGAUCUGAGUCACAUAUGGACAAAAAAAUCAGAUUUGGGUCACAUUAGCCUGCAGUCUGAACGUAGCCUAAAUGUUUGGUGUUUCUGUUCAGUCCCUGUCCGGUCAUUGUAUUGUGUGUGUAUGCUCUGUCGUGUCAUAUGAGGAGUGUUCUGCCUGUAGCUGUACUACCAGUUCUGGACUUGGAUUUUGCCAGUUUCUACUACCUGAGAGUUUUGUUCAUGCAUGCUGUUUUGGAUUAAAAUCCCCUGAACUGUA
Molecule: messenger RNA, 3691 nt
Organism: Micropterus salmoides (largemouth bass)
Lineage: Eukaryota; Metazoa; Chordata; Actinopteri; Centrarchiformes; Centrarchidae
Product: leukocyte immunoglobulin-like receptor subfamily B member 3
Exons: 9
Coding region: 38-2227 (729 amino acids)
Cellular component (GO): membrane
Source: RefSeq, a predicted model, not a curated record